UAGUUUUGGGCUCGCAAUCAAAUUUGCCCGGGAUUUUAGAAACUGAAUUAGAUGUUUCAUUUGAUUGCUCUUCUUCCCAAGCGAACAAAAGCCUGCGGCAGCGUAACCGCAUCAUUCAUUAUCAGUCUCUUGGUGCGCAAGGGGGGACGACGGUUUCUUCCUCAUUCCAUCGUUCAUUCGGUUUUGCUGUUGCUCGCGCGGAGGCUGGUGGCCGCGAAUCUUGGCGGUCCAAAGAACGCGUCGCCUGCAUAGUGUACCCCCGGCCAUCUAGAAGUGUGUGGUUUACCGCCGUGGGUGGAUUCUUGGGGCCAGCCGCUAGAACCCCAAACCGUUUUAUAAUUAGGCUAACCGUUCCGUCCCGAUUGCUGCGCGAUAAAAGUGAAAAACCCACCCCCUCUUCGAAAGGGUGGCUGCAGCAUAAAAAGUGAGGUGUGCGCGCGUUAUACAACAUACGUACGGGCGGCAAUAGCGGGGUGGGACAGGCAGUGAAAGUAAUGCGGAUGCGUAACAGCGGGGAGCAGGGGCCCGGCUGCAUAAUGUGCAGCACAUGAGUGGUAAAAUCGCGUCUCGGAAUCCUGAAACAAAACGAAUGUUGCUUCUAGUUAAACUCCCGAAUACCGUAAAUGUCACCGUUCGUUGGUGACCGUGCCCGUGCGCUGUUGAAUGUCUACCCACCGAUUGCUUCAGUCCUCGUCCGCCUCAUCUAAAAUUACUCCAAAUUCUGUAACAUCUUGCCCCAGCCGCAGUCGCUGCUCGAGCGAAAUCAGUAGGCGCCUUUCUCAUCUGGCAUCAGCCUCCCAAGUCGGGGUUCAGACAAGGCCGGUUUCCUUCCCGCGCAAGACGUACUCCGUGGAUUAUCAUCUUCGUUUUCGUCGACGUCGUUUUCCUCGUGCUGUGACUAAUGCACUCGUCCGUGGCCCCCGAAAGUGGAACAAUUGUGUGAUCGCCGUGCCGCUUGUGGCCGCACAGAUACCAUUCAUUCCCGCGUUCGCCGUUAUCUGCUAAUCUAGCACAGAAACACAUCGGUCACACGAUUAGAAGAGUAUAAAUCCAACGGGAGCAGCAAUCCACCAGCGGGUGCGCGCCAUGGCUUCUGCAAGGACAUCUGUAUUUCGGCGAAAGAGCUCCGGCUUCAUCGUUCUGAUUAUCUUUGUUUUCGUAACACUGUUUUUCUUCUACGACAAAGAAGAGAUAAAGCACGAAUCGGAGCAUCCUAAUGCUCCAAACGUUGCGCGGCUUGAACUCCUACGGAGCAAGAAAGGUUCGCGACACAAAGAUGAUUUUGAAAAAGAAUAUCCAUUGCUCCUCGUCAACGAACAGUUGGUGAUAUGUUUUGAGAAUGGCACUGACUACCGGAAGCUACCAUACAUCACGGAAAGUCCACCAACCACGGAGCAGGAUCCACUAACCACGCAGCGAAACAUUCGUCGAUUACUACCAACGCUACACCGGACGACUACAGGAGAUGCAGCCGAACCAAUGAUCUACUUUGUCACACCGACCUAUCCAAGACGUGAACAAAUUGCGGAAAUUAUUCGGCUCGGACAAACACUGAUGCACGUACCGUAUCUCCAUUGGAUCGUAGCCGAUGAUACGGACACCUGCAGCCAAACGCUCAACCAUCAUCUCAAGAAGUUCGGCAUUCCGUACACUCAGCUGGCAAGCCCGAUGCCAGAAGUGUAUCGCGCUCGCAAAAAUGCCCCACGUGGUGUUGCCAAUCGGCGGGCGGCACUGAACUGGAUUCGCACGAACGGCAAAAAGUCAGGUGUGCUGUACUUUGGCGACGACGAUAAUACAUUUGAGCUCAAGCUGUUCAGUGAAAUACGCUAUACCAAGAAGGUGUCCAUGUUUCCGGUGGGAUUAAUUGGUGAUUACGCUGUCAGCACGCCAAUCGUACGAAACGGACGAGUUGAGGGUUUCUUCGAUUCAUGGCCAGCAAAGCGCAAGUGGCCGGUAGAUAUGGCCGGAUUUGCCGUUAGCCUCGAGUAUUUAGCACUCAGUCCGAACGCUACUAUGCCAUUCCGGGCCGGUUACGAGGAGGACGAAUUUCUCAAGAGCAUCGGCCUGAAGCUACAGGACAUCGAACCGAAGGCCAAUAAUUGCACUGAAAUUUUGGUGUGGCACACGCAAACUAAAAGCAGCAAGGCGCCGACAGUACGAAUCUCAAUGGAUCGGCAGAAGCUCGAUAGGUUGAACCUUGGCACGGUGCUGAAACAGCUUGAAACCAUGGGCGUUAAUCGUAUCAGUGAAACGGAAGGUACCACCGCGCAAGCAAUCGUUGAAGGGAGUGUUAAGCCGUUAUCAUAUUGGUUCAGCUAAUUCAAAACUACCAGUGACAUCAGCAACACCAGCGGCGUUGUGACCACACUGACCAUCUCCUUACAUGGGCUUUCAAAGAAGCUGGUUGAAUUGAUUUGAUUGUAGCUAGUGGUUUUUUCUAAUAUUUCUCCACUAUCUGUUUUUGUGUUGCAUCUGAGAUGUUAUUUUCAAUGUUUAUUUGCGCGUGAAUAUAAAUUAAUUUUAAGUUAUAUCUGAUCACCAAGUACUAAGUAUAAUCGAUUCUUGUAGAUAGAUUUCAUAUUUCACCAUCGAGAUUAGAUAAGAUCAAUCGCAGUCUAGAUAUUUUACACCUUCCAAGCUUCGGUAAUAGAACAUCGUAUCUGAAUAGGAUCAAUUCAAUGUUAGUUUUAGCUUACAAAGCAAUCGAUUCAGUCAUGCCAAAUAUAUUGCUUGGUCAUACCAUACAAAAGUCAUUUCGCAUGAUCAACUUCAUCGAGUAAGGUUGUCAUUGCGAGAACGAUUCGCUUAGCGAGAAAAGGCCGCAUAGCCAAGAUAUACAAUCAUUUUUUUUAACUUGACGUUAGAAUAGCCAGAUUCGGUGGAUAAGACGCACCAUGAGAAACAAUGGCUUCAAAGGAAGCGUAAGCAAAGUGGUUAGUUUCAAUCAUGCUAAUUUUCAAUAUCAACAAUUAGUAUGUCUUUUAACUGCAAAACAGCACUGGUCGAUGUUGGCUUACUUAUUGUUAUUUUAUUUCUUUAAAUAAGUACUCAAUCCUCACGCACAACUUUACGGUUCCAAGAGCAACUAAUGUGAUGGAUAAAGAUAUUCUCAACCUACAUUUGAAUUGAUGGCGUUUUUCAAACCUAUGGAUCUGAUGUUUAUUUAAGUGUAAACGUGUAUCAUGAUUUAAAACUAUGACUUGUAAUUUGCCCUUCUAUUAUUCUAAUGAACACUGUUGAUUUUGCUAACUCAAAUAUCGGAUGUAUAUGGAAGAAGAUUGUGAUCGAAAUUUGAAACUUGCACAAGAAAAGGAACUUUAUCAUUUUGACCUCCCUGGUUUUUCAUUAGCAAGCUAAAAGACAAAUGAUCUUGUGCCCAGAAAUAGGAGACGUAGAGCGUGUCUUGUGCAAUGUGACUUCUGAAAUUACCAUUCCACAGAAACGCUUGACCUAGGGAAGAGCAAAGUUCUACAAUUCGUGAUCAAACACUAGUCUCAUUUGAGCUUUGCAAGGCGAAUGUCAAGUGUACAAACAGCAUAGAACGUGCAUACAUCUCCUGGGUCUAGGGUACUUGAUUCGGUUUAUAAUUGGUAGUGUAGAAUUUAAGUUUCCUGUGAUAUUAGUUUAGCGACAUUACAACGGGCGCAUAAGAGCAAGAACGGUGGUCAGACCGAUAUUGAACCGUUGCCGAAUAAAUACUAAACUGCUAAACUGUGGUUGAAAUUACAGAUCCAUCGGUAAAAAGAAGUAUGCCAUGUGGAACAUCAAGCGAGUAUGAUAUAAUGUGUUUCCCCAAUCAUCCAUAACCCAUCGCACUGGCAAUAAUGUAUCAAUGUGCAUGAAAAAGGCAAAAGACAGCUGUAGGGAACUCCUCUAGAGAUUAAUUUUAAGCUUACUCUUAAAGUUGCUUAGCAGAUACGUUCUACAUAUGCUUUGCUUCCUUGCAUUGCCUACGUUCUGGUAAUUCAAAAUCGAACAAACUCCCAACAAUUGUAGCACCAUCGCAAGUAUGUUCAUAGUAAAUUUAAAGUAUAUUCACUCUCUUUUGAAGGGCCCCUAUGGCUCAACAAUUGGAUGGGAAUGGAUGCAUCAAAUUGUUUUACCUUUAACGUUUUUGUAAUACGUAAGAACCAGGUGUCAGAUAAUGAUAGAUGCUGGAAGCAAAGAAAUUUUUUGAUAUUUCCUGAUACGGGGUGUGUAAAUCGAACAAAACGAAAUACGAACAAUAAUGUCGGAUUGAAGA
Messenger RNA from Anopheles darlingi, 4243 nucleotides. RefSeq names its product galactosylgalactosylxylosylprotein 3-beta-glucuronosyltransferase S. Gene Ontology annotation, biological process: chondroitin sulfate proteoglycan biosynthetic process; carbohydrate metabolic process. The record is from RefSeq and is a predicted model, not a curated record. NCBI's taxonomy places the organism in Eukaryota, Metazoa, Arthropoda, Insecta, Diptera, Culicidae. Gene Ontology annotation, molecular function: galactosylgalactosylxylosylprotein 3-beta-glucuronosyltransferase activity. Gene Ontology annotation, cellular component: Golgi membrane. The transcript is spliced from 6 exons. The coding region runs from base 1087 to 2319 and encodes 410 amino acids.